Molecule: messenger RNA, 234 nt
Organism: Saccharomyces cerevisiae S288C
Lineage: Eukaryota; Fungi; Ascomycota; Saccharomycetes; Saccharomycetales; Saccharomycetaceae
Gene: YGL258W-A
Exons: 1
Coding region: 1-234 (77 amino acids)
Source: RefSeq, marked reviewed
AUGGCAUUUGAAAGACAAGGAAAGAUCGAAAAGAAGAUAUCGUAUUCCUUAUUUUUGAAUGGACCUAAUGUACACUUUGGGAGCAUCUUAUUCGGUGCAGUCGAUAAAAGUAAGUACGCAGAAGAGCUCUGCACACAUCCUAUGCGUCAAGCUUAUAAUACCCUUGAUUCAAACUCAAGAAUAAUUAUCACAGUACAGAGUGUUGCAAUUUUGGACGGCAAACUUGUAUGGUAA